This is a messenger RNA of Glycine soja, 1833 nucleotides long. Its product is annotated as protein LONG AFTER FAR-RED 3-like. The record is from RefSeq and is a predicted model, not a curated record. Lineage: Eukaryota; Viridiplantae; Streptophyta; Magnoliopsida; Fabales; Fabaceae. The coding region runs from base 173 to 1420 and encodes 415 amino acids. The transcript is spliced from 13 exons.
GCUGCUCAUAUAUGUGGCCUUCAGUUGCAAACUGGGUCUGAUCCAGAUGUGCUUUUCAACUUUUAUGUAGGAGCUGGAAGGAUAUGGAACUCAAGUUUUGGACCUUGGUGGGAAGGUUGUGGUUCCUGGGUUCCUUGAUUCCCAUGUGCAUUUCAUUGAUGGUGGAUUGCAGAUGAUGCAGGUGAAGCUGAGAGGUGUUAAUAAAAAGGAAGAAUUUAUCAGAAGGAUCAAAGAUGCUGCGCAAAGCACAAAACAAGGUUCCUGGAUUUUGGGUGGUGGAUGGAACAAUGAUCUAUGGGGAGGAGAUCUUCCAGCUGCCUCUUGGAUCUAUGAUGUUACUCCUAAUAAUCCUGUUUGGCUGUCAAGAGUGGAUGGCCACACGGGCUUGGCUAACUCAGUGGCACUUGUGUUGGCUGGGAUUACAAAUUUAACAGAUGAUCCAAGAGGGAGAACUAUAUUGAGGACUGCUAAUGGAGAACCACCUGGAGUACUAAUUGAUUCAGCAAGGACACUUGUUACGUCCAAGAUUCCAGAGGAUUCAGUGGAUGAUAGAAGGGAGGCAUUGCUUAGAGCAGGCAAUCUUGCCCUAACAAGGGGGGUGACAACGGUUCUUGAUAUGGGAAGAUAUUAUCCUGGGUUUUCAACUGAACUUUCUUGGGAUGAUUUUUCUGAUGUUUAUCAAUGGGCCAAUUCUAUGUCAAAAAUGAAAAUUAGAGUGUGUUUAUUUUUUUCAGUGGAGACAUGGUCACGCUUGGUGGCACGGUGUGAUAACAAAGUCAGCCAUGCCUUGAGCGAAUGGAUUUAUAUAGGUGGUGUCAAAGCUUUUUCUGAUGGGUCUUUGGGUUCCAAUAGUGCAUUGCUUUAUGAGCCAUAUGUUGAUCAUCCUGACAAUUAUGGUGUACAAGUGAUUGAACUUGAAGCUCUUCUCAACAUGACCUUAGAGUCAAAUUUAAAUGGUCUUCAGGUUGUUAUUCAUGCUAUAGGGGACAAAGCAAAUGACCUUAUCUUGGACAUGUAUGUGGUGUUGAAGCAAGUUAACAAGGAACUUAAACUCUGUUUUCAGAUUGAGCAUGCUCAGCAAUUGGCAUCUGGAACCCGCAGUCGAUUUGGCAAACAACGGGUUGUUGCUUCCAUGCAGCCAGAUCAAUUGUUGGAUGAUGCUGACUCUACUAGCAAAAAGCUUGGCAAGGAUAGGGCUGAAAAGGAAUCAUAUUUAUUCCGGUCACUCUUAAAUAACAAUGCAUUAGUGGCAUUUGGUUCUGACUGGCCAGUGGUAGACAUCAAUCCCUUAAGUGGUAUUAAGACAGCAAUGAAAAGGAGGGCCCCCAACUGGCAAAGUGCAUGGAUUCCAUCUGAGUGCAUUUCAUUAGAUGAUGCAAUAAAGUUACACCAUUUCUGCUGCCCGUGCAAGCUUCCUUGACAAAGAUCUUGGGUCCUUAUCUCCUGGGAAACUCGCGGAUUUUGUCAUAUUGUCCACUGAUUCAUGGAAAGACUUUGCUGAAGAUGCUUCUGCAUAUAUGUUAUGUUGAGGAAGUAUAUGUUUCUGGUGUGAGAGCUUAUCCUUGAAGCCUUUCCAUUUUUAGUUAGAUGAUAAAUUUUUGGUUAAAUGAUAAAAUUCUUCAAAAAAAAUAAAAAUUAGUACGGAUGAACUCAAUUACUAGUAUCUGAUCCAUACGAUAUGAAAGUAAUGGGGUAGUAGGAAACAUUUUGACCUACUAAGGUUCAUGGAUUUAAUCAAAACACGUUCUUGGUCUUGGUCUUGGUCUUGGUUUUUGUAAAAAAAAGGGAGAAUUUUCCUUUUCUCGUAAUGGUGUUAGCUUGUGUUGUUUGGAA